AUAGUAAGCGUGGCUUACUUGGUGAAGGGCCCCGUUGGUUAGGCUUGGUGCACAAGCCCAGUCUGACUUCUGAUACUUGGAGCCCACCUCCUGAACCUAAUUGCUGCUAUGCCAUCAUAUGAAAUGCGGUGUUCAUGUAGUUCAAGUUCAAAGCAUUGCCGUUGAAGUUUUGCUGCGCCUUGAUGCUUUUCAGUUGCAAGGCGCUGCAAUGGCCCAAGAGACGAGCGCGACAAGCGCGCCCAAAAUUGCCGAUGUUCAAGGAUGGCGUCUGGCCCUCUUGCUAAUUGGGUUUGCAACUGUGACGGUUAUUUUGGAAAGGUCCUUUGAGGGGCUUCAUAAGCUGUUAAAGAGCCGUCACGGCUUGUCAACGGCGCUAAGUCACGUGAAGAACGAAUUGCUCUUCGUGGGCUCCAUCUCCCUGCUUCUCAGCGCCUUCCAAAACGACCUUGCCAAGAUCUGCAUUCCCAAGAACCUUGGUGAAGCCUACCUGUCUCCAGUCGAUCAUGCCCGGCGCCUUCUGGCGACUGGUCGGCAGCUCCUUGCGGGCGGUAACGUCAACUACUGUGGGGACUCCAAGGAGAGCUUGUGGCCGGUGUCUCUCCAACACGACGCCCAUAUCUUCAUCUUUGUGGUUGCAUGCACCCACAUCGUGUACGGCACCAUCACCGUCUACACGACGCUAUUCCGGGUCAAGACGUGGCGCAAAUGGGAGCUAGAGGCGCAAGCGCAGCGACGUGAAUACGGCGAUGUCAAUGUAAUGCAGGUGUCUGCGAAGUGGCUAUACUGGAACGUGGGCAGCAACCCCGUAGCACACUGGUUGCUGAUGUUCGUACGACAGUGGCACAUCUCAGUGGAUCAAACGCUGUACCACAAUGCGCGGCUCGUGUUUAUUGAAAAGAUGAGACUGUCGUAUGACUUCGACUUCCACGCCCUGGUCGUUCGAAGCCUGGAGAUGGAGCUCAUGCGCACGCUGCGCCCCGAAUGGCACAUGUGGUUGAUCGCAGUGGUGUGGUAUGCCGUACCGCCGCCAGCCUACAUCAGCUUUUGGAUGUACGGCAUAGCGUUGGUAGUGCUGCUGGCGAUAGGCAGCAAGCUGGUAGACAUCCUGAUGCACAUUUCCGUACAGCUUGCCAUCAAGUACCGAGGCAGUGUGUUGUACGGCCGCAUGGACGAUGACCCGCUCGCCUCCCGCGCCUUCCAGUCCCUGGGCCGUUCCUCGCUGCGGGAGAACCCUACCCCGCAGCGCCGGGAGGAGCUAAGUCGCGUGCGGAAAGCGCUGGUUGGAGGGGCUGCAGGCAGACGUGACGGAGCGGCGGCAGCGGCGGGAACAGCAGCAGCAGGAGAGGCUCUUGGUUUGCGACGAGCGCGUGCGGAUCUGGUGUUACGGCAGCUGUCGUCUCGGGAGGAGGCGGUGCAGAUGUUGCGGUCGUGGGCUUCGGAGCGGAGCGGGGCGGCAGGGGAC
This is a messenger RNA of Astrephomene gubernaculifera, 1462 nucleotides long. Lineage: Eukaryota; Viridiplantae; Chlorophyta; Chlorophyceae; Chlamydomonadales; Astrephomenaceae. The record is from the annotation of a GenBank genome assembly.